GUUCCAUGAACCCGAAUUGUUUGUUGUUAUUUUCUUACGGGUUAUGUGAAAACAUAUAAAUUACAUACAUUUUAACCCCAAAAUGGCGCAAGUCGCUACGAAAAACGUAAAAACCGCCGCCAAAAAUACAAAUAAGAGCAAUGCGGAAGAGCCUCCAGCAAAAUUGAAGUUCUCAGAUGGCGAGAAAGUCCUUUGCUUCCACGGACCCCUAAUUUACGAAGCAAAAUGCUUAAAGUCUACAAUAACUAAAGAAAAACAAGUUAAAUACUUUAUACACUACGCCGGGUGGAACAAAAAUUGGGAUGAAUGGGUACCAGAGAGCAGAGUCCUGAAAUAUAAUGAGGCGAACGUUGCAAGACAAAAAGAAGUCCAAAAAGCACACUCUACUCAGCCUAGCAAAUCAAAGAAGGUCACCAAAAAAGUAGCAACAAAAGGAGAUUCUGCAAAGGAGAGUGAUUCAAGAGCUAGUACCCCAGUUACAGAGAUAUCUAAGGGUACUAAGAGGAAGGAAAUUGCCACUCCAUCUAGUGGGCAAGACUCGAGUUCUGAUGUUCCUAGAAAGAAAAGAGGACGUUUGGAUCCGUCAGUAGAAGCUGAGGAGCAAUUUUUGAGCAAGGUUGAAAUUAAGGUCAAGAUGCCUGACGAACUGAAACCAUGGUUAGUUGAUGACUGGGACAUCAUAUCAAGACAAAGAAAGCUACUAAAUCUUCCAGCCAAAGUGAGUGUGGAGCAAAUCCUGGACAAUUAUUUGACCUACAAAAAGUCCAUCAAAUCAAAUAAUUCUAAUAAGGAAUCUGCUACUAUUGAAAUUGUCAAAGGUAUAAAAGAAUACUUCAACGUAAUGCUCGGCACCCAGUUACUUUACAAAUUCGAGCGACCGCAAUAUGCGGAGAUACUCCAUAACUACCCGGAAAAACCGAUGUCCGAGAUAUACGGAGCCAUCCAUCUGUUGAGGCUGUUCGUAAAGCUCGGCGCCAUGUUAGCUUACACGCCGUUGGACGAGAGAAGCAUACAGCUGCUGCUGCAAAAUAUCCAGGAUUUCCUGAAGUACUUGAUCAAAAAUAGCGCGCAGUUGUUCAGUCUGCAAGAUUAUAGCAACGCGCCGCCUGAAUACCACAGAAAAGCGCUGUGAUGCAAAAACGAUGCAGAAUUGGGUGGGAUCCUCACGUAGACUGGGCGCCCAAAAUAACGUUUUUUUAUCAGACUCUUAGCAUUCAGAUAUCAGGAAUUCAACAACUUCAUAAUAACAAUUAUUGUCUGUACAAGCAAUAGUUCGGACAUUAUCUAAUUUUAAACUAAAGUUUGUUUAUUGUUUUAUAUUGCGAAAGGUUCGGAAAUCUCGAAACUGGAGAUACUACAGACCAAAAUAUGUGGAUUCACCUCAGUCCAAAAGUUGAUAGUUUGCGUCAAAGUUACAAUUUCAUUUUCUAUUUUUCCUUGUUGCUUGAAAAGUAUUUCAGAUUUUGGCAUAAAACUCCGUAUGAGAAACAAUAAUCCAUUAAAUUUUAUGGUCAAACUUCUAAAGCGCUAUUUCGGUAAAUAACAUAACUUUUUUGUAUACAACUGGCCGAAAAAUCUUAUUUUCUCGUGUUGCCACAAAAAAAAGGUUCACUUGUUCGGAGUAUCUAAAGCUAAGAGUUUUCGAGAUUUAUUUUUAAAAGUUCCAAUGCAUUAUUUAUACCAUGAUAUAAAAACCUAAUAAUCAAGUUGCAGUUUAUUCACAGAGAUGCUUCUUAAAUCGAAACGUCGAAUAUGAUGUCUAAAUAAUAUAUUUCAUUGUUUAUAAAAGAACAAUUAAUUUUCAACCUUACAAAAAUAAACAGACUCUUAGAUAAUGUCCGAACGUUUUUGUGUAAUAUUAACAAGAAUUAUCUUUAUUUGUCGAACAACAGAACAAAUAAAACUUACAAUUGAAAAAAAAGUUCUUUGGCGAAGCUAAAGUGAUGCACAUUCGAUCUUCCACUUGACCCAAACCUCUAAUCUGCUCGAAAAAGUUAAGGGAGCAAGAAAAAAUCCAAAUUUUUCGGCGCUGUCUGUCGGUGAAGAUGGUCGUAUCCAGUUUCUAAAAAAAAGCAUUUUGAAGCUUCAAGAUUCCAGUUUUUAGAUGUUUCAGCCGAAAAUUUUCAGGAGCAACGGUUCUCGUGCAAUUCUAAGAGAUAUCGCAAGGGAAAUUUUUUGCAAAACUCGCAAAAAAGCGCACGGACUCGAGGCACAUUUUUCCGAUCCGAUCACCCGUUUUUUUUCAGCUUCAAUAUCCUUUUUUUUUUUAAUUUCGAUACGAUCGCUUGGCGCGGAUAUAUCCGACCUUGAAUGAAAAAGGAUCCACUGACCAGUGAAUGCACAGAAAAUGUGUAGGGGUACUUCCGAAAACAGGAAUAACCUUCUUUGUUGAUUUUAAAAAAGCAAUAAAAAACAGGAUAUGGACCGAGAAUUUAUCGUAGAAAAUCAAAAACAUGAGCUGUGAUUUUUGCUCGACUACUUUGAAAGUACCUACUGCAAAAUUUUAAAGACCUGAAAAGUCUGUAAACUUGCUUGCCAUUGAUGGGAUCCAGCCGCCCAGUCUGCAAAUUAUAUAAUGAAUAAAUCAAAUUGAUUUUUUUUCAAUAAAACUACAGGGGACUAAUUAGUCGCUAAACCUCAUAAUCAAAGACAAAAUGUUUGCGGGGGUCAUUUUUUAAGUAUGAACCGUUUUGUCAUGGAGUCGGAGCAGCUUUAUCAAUAAUAACAUGCCUUUUAAAUACAUAUAUUUUGGGUAAGGUGAGGUAUUAUGAGUAGAUUGUAUCACAAACCAAAAUAUGAACAUUUUCGCCUCGUAAUUUGGGAAACUAAAAUGAUUGAAUCUGAGGUUUUGGUCUCCGCCUUUACUAUGAAGCGUAGUCGAUUUUUACUUUAAAAAUGGCCCUCGUAUCAUUCUCAUGCAUGCAAAUAGUUGUUCGCUAACCAAUUUAUCUGACAUAUCUCCUCAAAAUAAUAAUGGAAACUUUGUUUUUUUUUUAAACAAAAGCAAUUUGAUAGUUUUUUGAACAAGAGUUGAGCAGUUUUUCUUAGCUUCGUAGGAAUUAUAAAGUCACGACCAAAAAAUUAAUGUUUACUAGUUAAAAAAUGCAUUUUAGUUCAGGCAAUAUCUUCGCAUCAUAUGGGAAAAAUAU
Messenger RNA from Acanthoscelides obtectus, 3149 nucleotides. The record is from the annotation of a GenBank genome assembly. NCBI's taxonomy places the organism in Eukaryota, Metazoa, Arthropoda, Insecta, Coleoptera, Chrysomelidae.